AAAUGACUUAAAUCCAAGUAAUUGAUCUAAUGAUCGAAAUCUGUUUUGAUCUCAUAAAUUCAAGGUAAAAUCUAUCUUACAAAAGCAUGAUUUAUUUCUAAAAUCUAUAUCAAUCUCGAAAUGGCUAGCCUUCUAACUCGUUACUUCCCAUGGUUUCCCCGUCCUCGGUUUCGCUUCCUAAAAUGGUGGACAAGGAAAAACUAUGAGAUAAACUCAAUAAGAAGCGAAAUCGAGGACAAGGAAACCACAGGAAGUGACAAGUUAGAAGGCUAGCCAUUUCGAGAUUGAUAUAGAUUUUAGAAAUAAAUCAUGCUUUUGUAAGAUAGAUUUUACCUUGAAUUUAUGAGAUCAAAAUAGAUUUCGAUCAUUUGA
Rubroshorea leprosula is the source of this 372-nucleotide messenger RNA. The record is from the annotation of a GenBank genome assembly. Lineage: Eukaryota; Viridiplantae; Streptophyta; Magnoliopsida; Malvales; Dipterocarpaceae.